Pyricularia grisea is the source of this 2366-nucleotide messenger RNA. RefSeq lists its product as uncharacterized. Gene Ontology annotation, biological process: transmembrane transport; basic amino acid transport. Bases 7 to 2040 code for a protein of 677 amino acids. The transcript has 11 exons. Gene Ontology annotation, cellular component: fungal-type vacuole membrane. Gene Ontology annotation, molecular function: basic amino acid transmembrane transporter activity. The record is from RefSeq and is a predicted model, not a curated record. NCBI's taxonomy places the organism in Eukaryota, Fungi, Ascomycota, Sordariomycetes, Magnaporthales, Pyriculariaceae.
GCUGGAAUGAUUUCGCUAUACCGCAAGAUACAAAAGAGCAAGUCUGGAGAGCAGGGGAUCAAGCAGCAGCAGCAGCAGCAGCCGCCAUGCGCACACCAGAGGAACGGAACCAGGGCGGCGACCAGCGAGAGGCCUAAUGUGCCGACAAGUGUAAAGUCGGCUCAGGGGCUCCAGCCGUCAACCCCUACCUCCGUUGCUGUGGCUGCCCCUGAUGCUGAGCCUGAGCGUCACUCGACACCACAGAGCAGCCAGAUUACAGACUCCAAGUGCGAGGCCUGCGUCGAGGAGAAAAGAGCUGCUCGCAAGUAUCGGUUCAAGCUGGUGAUCGGCUUGAUAUUUCCCUUUGCGCUACAGGCAUUGGACGUUACAAUUGUCGCAAGCGCUUUACCUUGGAUUGCCAAGGACUUCAACGAGAUAUCUCAACUCAACUGGAUUAUAUCCGCUUUCAACCUGACCUCGGCCGCAUUCAUCCCCUUUUGGGGUCAGAUGGCUGACGUCUUUGGCCGACACGCCGCCCUUCAAGCCACUGUGAUCAUCAUGAUGAUUGGAAGUGCACUUUGUACCGCCGCUCCGACCGACGCCUUCCCCAUGCUGCUCCUCGGCCGCGGCAUUCAAGGUCUGGGGUGUGCUGGUAUCUCCGUCAUUGUCCGGGUAAUCAUUGCAGACAAGGUCUCGCUCAAAGAGAACGCCAAGAACUGGUCCAUCUUCUCUUUUACCGCUGGCAUGAGCUAUGCUAUUGGCCCAGUCAUUGGGGGCUAUCUGACAACCUCCGCAUGGAGAUGGUGCUUUGCAAUCAACCUUCCCAUCUGCGUCGUGGCCGUUGCCUUGAUAUUCCUUGUCCUUCGCAAAGAUCUGCUUGGGCCCGUUGCAAUCGUGCCCCAAGACGGAGAAAAUAUUCAACAACAACAACAGCACCAACCCGAUGCGAACGAGGAGGGCCUGCAGAUGCCCCGCAACAACCAAUCAAGACUCUCUAGAUUCUAUGCUCGCCUGAUGACGGUAGAUGUCGGCGGCCAGCUGCUCUUCCUCUUCGGCUUCGGGCUGGUGGUGCUGGCCAUGACGUGGGCCGGCGCGACCUAUGCGUGGAACAGCGCUGCAGUCUUGACUCCCUUGCUGGUUGGAGUGGCCCUGGUGGUUGGUUUUAUCUUUUGGGAGAGGCUGAUGGCUCCAGCGGGUGUGCUCGCUCUCAGGUUUCCUCGUCAAAAGGCCAUGCUUCCUUGGGAUAUUCUCAAGAACAAGGACGUGGGGCUCUUGUGCUUCAUCAACUUUGCAACGGGGGCUGCCAUGUACUCUGUGCUCUACUUUUGCAGCAUCUACUUCACUAUGGUCAAGCUCUACAACUCUGGUCAGGCUGGCGUCCAGCUUCUGUACUACACUCCUGGCUUGGGAGCCGGUGUCUACCUUUCCAUGUUUCUCUGCAACAGAUACCCCCGCAACACCUUUGUCCCAACCAUGUUCGGAUCCAUAGUCGAGGCCGUCGGCAUCGGCAUGUUGGCCUGGGCUCUAUACCACGAAGACACGCCCACCAUCUAUGGAAUGAUGGCGUUGACCGGUGUGGGCACGGGUGUGAGGUUUCUAUCUGUUCAACUACACAUCAUCGGCAUCUUCCGCAACAGCAUCGCGACCGUCAUCUCACUCAUGGCGGUCACGCUCCCGUUCGGCGGAACCCUGGGCCUCACCAUCAUGACGACCGUCUUCAACAACGAGUCCGGCAUAGGCAGCGAUUCGCCCAUGCGGAACUUUGACGUCUUGCACAGCCUGCCAGAAGCCGAGAGGUCGAUCAUCACUCAGCAAGCAAAGAUGGGAGUCGUCUGGGCUUUCGUUUCCAUAGUGCCGAUUAUGAUCCUGUGUGUUGUCGCCGCGUCACUCCUCGGCAACGUGGAGAUCACCCACGGUGAGACAGACGGCGACGAACCCAACAACAAUGGAGGUGGUACCCAUGUCUUUCACGGAGUAUACCUGCUUCAUCUUCUCAGGGGGAGGAGGAGGGGGGCCUCCAACGGCCCAGAGCAGCAGACGGAGAUCAAGGCUGUGCCUUAGGGUCUGUCUUCUCUUUUUUUUUUGUGAGGACACGAGCGAGUGGGCAAAGUGUCUCAAGUUCACGACGUCAGGUGCUAGCUCAAGAGGUUGGGAGCCUGCAAUGUUAUAAACUUGUUUGAAUCAUGAUGGUAUAUGAAGACAAUCUGUAUUAAUAGGCUUAAACUAGAUCUAGGCUUGGUUUCUUUUUCCUUCUUAUCUCUCUCUCUCUCUCUCUCUCUCUCCACAAUAAAUAGCGAAGCAUAAUUGAUUUGGCCUGGAAAAGCCUCUUAUAUAUCGAGGGCCACUUCAAAUAGCUUCCACGAGUCUCUAUCGGCCCCUCAAGAAUA